AUGGAUGCUUUCCAGUAUGUGGAUAGCGGAUUUGGUUACCAUCAUUCGACUAAUGAAUACAAGGUAGUCAGAAUUUUGAGAAGAUGCACAGCUGCCAAACGACGGGUCCAAGUAUAUACUCUUGGUAGUAGUACAAGUGAUGAGGGAUGGAGAGACAAAGAUAAUAAUAAUAUUGGCAGCUAUCGAUUUACAUCAAAGGGUAUCUCUGUAAAUGGAGAAAUUUAUUGGUUAUGUGAUGAUAAUAGGACAAUUGUGGCCUUCAAUGUAGCUGACGAAACUUUUCGUGAAUUUAUCAGUUUUCCGACGGAUUGUGGUGGUAUCGAUAGAAGAAGAUAUCUUUUUAAGUUGGAAGGAUGCUUGUGUGUUGUGGAACGAUAUAUGCAUCUUAAGAAAAAUGACGUAUGGUUUAUUAAGAAAAAAAGUGAUACUUGGAGUUGGAACAAGGAGUUCAGUGUUCCUAUUAAUGUGCUCACUUAUCCAUUCAAAGAGUGGUGGAGUUUUAUUCUGGCAUGA
Molecule: messenger RNA, 513 nt
Organism: Papaver somniferum (opium poppy)
Lineage: Eukaryota; Viridiplantae; Streptophyta; Magnoliopsida; Ranunculales; Papaveraceae
Product: F-box/kelch-repeat protein At3g23880-like
Exons: 1
Coding region: 1-513 (170 amino acids)
Source: RefSeq, a predicted model, not a curated record